AUGUUACCAUAUCUGUUUCCGACAGAGCUCCUGCUCCAGAUAUUUCAAUCCUGCACAUCCAUUGCCGACGUUUUAAACUUGGCUCUUACAUGCCGCCGAUUUCACCAAAUUUUCGCAUCCUCUCAAAAACUACCGCUUCUUGCCGCCGCAGCAGAGACGGAAUACGGUCCGUUGAAGGAUAUUAUCCAAUUGGUGACUCAGAACUCCAGCCAGCCUGCACAUGCUAUCCGAGAAGCUCCCCUUUCGAUUAAUCUCCUUCAACAAAUCGUUGCAGUUGGACGCGUGGCUAGGAAGUGGGAGGAGAUCUAUCCUGUUAAGAAAUGGAAAGUCGAUUUUGAGGAUAGACGGCUGUUGACAGAUCACGAACGAUACACACUCCGCCGUGCUAUCUAUCGACUAUGGCUGUAUUCUAGAGCAUUUCAUUGCGCUCUAUAUCCACGUGCGUCGCGUGCAGUCCCUGCUGUAGUCCGUGAGCGAGCCGAGCUGCUACACAAUUGGUCCACAGACGAAUUAGCUGAGAUGGAAGACACGCGCCUAGUGAUUCGUGAAGUGGUACAAAAUCAUAUAUGUCCCAGUAACGGCACUAUUCAACGAAAGUUCCACAAGCGUUUCCCUGAAAACACACAGUCGCUCUCGUUCAACAUCCACCUGAAUUACCCUCCUUCACACAGCUCAUCCGAUUUUUAUUUUGCGGAUCCUUAUCGUUCGCAUACUCCUCCCCCGCAUGACCAAGAAACCUUCUUUCUCAACCACUCGAGAAAUGAGCGUUCUGGAACAAGCCAAUUUUCAGCAUCCACGAACAAAUAUGCAACUAAAUUUCGUUCGGAUCUAUACCAUGACCCGGGCGCAGAAGGGUGGGGCGAUGAAAUCCCCCAUUACUAUGUGGUAGAGGAUAUGUUGAAAUUGGAUCCUGGGCAGGUCAUCUGGUUGAGGGAGAACACGCGACUCAAGGAACAAGUGGAACGAUACGUCAAGUCAAUUGGAGAAUGGUUUGAGAAUAAUGGGGAAACAUUUGGUCAGACUCUUGAAUGGGUACUUAAUGAGCGUGGUGAAGACAUAGAGGCCUUCAAAGAUGCUAUCUUUGAUCAGGAACUGGGAGUUGCAACAACAGAUAUCUGA
This is a messenger RNA of Nannizzia gypsea CBS 118893, 1119 nucleotides long. RefSeq names its product F-box domain-containing protein. The record is from RefSeq and is a predicted model, not a curated record. The coding region runs from base 1 to 1119 and encodes 372 amino acids. The transcript has a single exon. NCBI's taxonomy places the organism in Eukaryota, Fungi, Ascomycota, Eurotiomycetes, Onygenales, Arthrodermataceae. Gene Ontology annotation, molecular function: protein binding.